Drosophila subpulchrella is the source of this 1668-nucleotide messenger RNA. Its product is annotated as hippocampus abundant transcript 1 protein-like. NCBI's taxonomy places the organism in Eukaryota, Metazoa, Arthropoda, Insecta, Diptera, Drosophilidae. Gene Ontology annotation, biological process: transmembrane transport. The coding region runs from base 44 to 1636 and encodes 530 amino acids. The transcript has a single exon. Gene Ontology annotation, molecular function: transmembrane transporter activity. The record is from RefSeq and is a predicted model, not a curated record.
UUAACUGUCUGGCUCUAGCCAGUUCGCGUACGGAACGCUUAUAAUGGCGCAGCUCAAGUUCUUAAGUCCCCUGGUGAAAAUAUUGGUAAAGAGUUCUGGAAUCGGAAAAGCAAGUGUUUGGCACGCUGUGAUCGUGACCUUUAUGCACUACUUUGCCUGGGGUCUGCUUACAGUGCCGUUCAUCGAGAAACUCUCGAUAUCCUUUGGAAAUCGCGUACUUCUCAUCGAUGGACUGGUUUAUGGAGUUCGAGGAAUCCUAGGCUUUGUCACCACCCCUGUGAUGGGCGCCAUUUCCGAUUUCCGGGGUCGGAAAGUGGUGAUGCUGCUGGCUGUGGCCACCACCUUCUCACCGAUUCCAUUCAUGAUGCUAAAGAGCUGGUGGUUCUUCGCCAUACUGACCGUGAGCUCCGUUUGCGGCAGCACCUACUCCUCGUCCCUGUCCUACGUGGCGGACGUGACCAGUGUGGAGGACCGAUCGAAGGGAUAUGGCAUUGUGGCGGCCAGCUUUGGUGCUGGCAUAGCCUUCUCCCCACUUUUGGGCAACUUCCUAAUGAAUUUCUGUGGAGCCGGAUCGGUUAUUUUGCUGGCAACCGUGAUUGGAUUGAUAAACAUUGUGUUUAUAAUCUUCGGUGUGCCGGAAAGCCUAGUGCUGAAAGAUAGUAGCCUUAAAUUGGAGGAGACGAAUGAUAAUCGAAUGCGUAUAAAGGAAGAUUGGAACCAGAGAAUUAAAGAAGAGGAUUAUGAGGAAGCCAUGUAUAAUCCCAAUAUCUUAAACAACCCGAAUUUAAGGCCCAUUGAGAAUGAGCUGCCUAGAAACAAUAUAAAACCAACCGACGAAAUAAAAGAUACUACCACCUCAGACCUUUGGGAAGUGCUACGCAAAAGUCGUAAGGAUAAAAACCUGUUGGUGAUAUACCUCAUAACAUUCCUAUCAAUUUGUCCCUUUUCGGGCGUAGAUUCCACUGCUCCGGUAUACCUAAAAACCAAUAUGGGAUUUGAAUAUAAAGAGGUCUCUAUGAUGUUGGGUUUGCUGUCUGUGCUGGCGAUAACAUCGAAUCUCCUUCUGGGGUAUCUUAUGAAGCUAGUGGGUGCCAAGGGGUCGAUCCGUUUGGGCUUGUUCCUCCUGCUGUUGCAGCUGCUGUGCUUUGGCUUUGCAACCAGGCAUUGGAUGUACUGGACAAGCAGCAUAUUUGCCGCCUUAGCCACAAUUAUUCCAGCCGCCAAUAAUGCGGUGGCUUCGAUUUAUGCCAGUCCCGAACAUCAGGGGGCUGUCCUUGGGAUUAUCUCUGGAAUCGAGUGCUUGAGCGAGGGUGUCGGUCCCGCUUUCUUUGGAGUACUCUUCUACCUUUUCCAGAGGGAUUCAACGAAUACUCAACCUAUUCCAGCACCUUUUGUCAUAAGUGCCAUUGGAGUCUUUGUGGCCCUCAUCCUGACCACUUUAAUUAAAAAGGAAACUCUUGAAAAGGAAGCAAAAGUCUACAAGAUCUCCGAUGAGACGACGGUGGAUGAGGAUGAACUGGAACCGCUAACGAAAAUGGACUUCUGUAAAGUCAAAAAAAAUGACGGUUAUGUUAAAUUAGAGAUAGAUGACUACUAUGAUUCAGACUGUAAGGGACGUAGCUUUCAAAAAAUAUAAUACUACGAUAAAAUUAAAUUUUUAAACUUUCA